CAAUACUUCGGUGUCAAUCUGAUAUAGGAAACUAGGCAUUGAUAUAUGGUUAGAUACGUGGCAAUACAUGAGUGGAGACAGUAGCUGUGAGACGUGGCAAGAGAAGAUUGGUCGAUGGGAGUGUUAGAGGAAGAAUCGAGAUGCAGAGAUAUAUAGCUAAUGAAGAUCAUUUGCAGAAGAUAAGAAGAUUUUGGAUUUGUUGUUUAUAGUUUCCUUUUGGAUUCUCUCUGAGAAUCGUUCCUCAUCGUUCGCCGGAGUUUCAUGUUGAACUCUUGUAGAUGAGAAGUUGAUAUCGCGUUUCAUGAACGUUGUAUCAAUCUGUCAUUUUCAUUAAUCGAAGCAUUCUAUUUCGUUACUCUGUUUUCCGUUAUCACUGGUAUCAGAGCCAAUCGUGUCCUCGGUGGAGAUCAAAGCUACUUGCACGAUGAAGAGUCGUCGGCGCAUAUCGUGGGAAGAGAUAAACGAGAGCUGGUUGAAUGGCUUAUGUGUGUUUUGCAAAGAGCCAGAAGCUCCUGAUCACCACAUGAAACACAAGAACUUAGGGCUUCUUAUGAUCUAUGGUAAUGACGAUCAUCUCUCUAAUGGUGGAAUUGGUGAAUCAAUUGAUCAUCGUUCAAUGAAUUUGGUACAUGAGGAACGAGAGGAGCACUCCAAGUUGGAUAAUCACAAAGAUUUAGUACAGAGAACUAUCAUGGAGGAACGAGAGGAGCACUCCAAUUCUGAGAUUCUGAAAAGUGUUGAACCUAGGGAAGUAAAUUUCGGGUUAGAAAAUCUUGAUUCUGUGGUGAUGAACGAGUAUCAGGAGCAAGAUUGGGUUAAACAGAACAUGAAUAAGAGGUUUGAGGUUGAAGAUGAUGUUGAUAGGGGUCAGAAAUUGUUGAGUAUUACAGAAAAUUGCAGUGCACACCAAGUGUUCGGUAAAACGUCUCAACAUGAAGAAAAGCUGGAAAUAAAGAAGAAAGCGAAAGGAUUCAAAUCAUGGAUGUUCAAAUUCAAACUUGCUAAGAAAACAAUAAGGAAACGAGACAAUAAGGGUUGGUUCCACACUUGGAGCAGAAAAGUGGGUUGGAGGAAGAACAAGCCUAUGAAAUUGCAGUUUGUUUCACAUCAGGUGAAAGAAUCAUCACAUAGGGAUAAAGACUCUUUUGCGGGAAAAAAGUCAAUUAAGCAAGAGAUGUGUGUUGAAGUGGAGAGCUUGUUGCAGCAACAGGAUUUAAGACGCAUUAAAGAGACACAAGCGGAUCAGGGAGAUUCUUAUGUUGUUGUCCGGAAACUGUUGCCGCAUCUUGAAUCGGUUUGUGCUACAAAAUCGUUUUUGGACAAUGAUUCAAUGUCCAAACUUGAAGCGGAGUUAACUGACUCAAAGAUGAGGACGGCUGGUGUUACACAACAUCAGGUCUCAAUUUUUGUCAUGGAAACUAGCCAUCAUCAUCAAGUGUUAGAGGAUUUUGAUAUGCAUAUGGUCAUUGAGGAUCAACAACCUAUCGUGACAGAAGCUUUGCGUCUAAUCUCUAAUGAUUUCCACUCGGACGUGGCUGAGUUGUGUGAGCAGUUAACAUGUGACGAGUCUCAUAAACCGAAGCAAAGACUAGCUCCAAAGUCUUGGAUGUUUAAGUAUAGAAGGGACCAUAAGAUACUACACAGCCCUACUAUGUCUAGGAAUGUGAGAAUGGUUGUUUUCAGAAAAAUGGAAGCAGCAGAAAGGAGUCAACAUUUGGUUACACACAGGUUUCAUGUGGGUCCACUAGAAAUGGAUACUCAAGACUCUGAAAUUGGUAUCAUAGAGGUUUUAAGAAGAGUGAUGAUGCUGUUCCAAAACAGUAUUGUACAAGCCAAGAUGAUGGUGACAAAGAGAAAGAAAACGUUUUACAAGUCUAGGAGAUUCAAGUUCAAACAUAGAGUUGUACCAAGAGCUUUACAAUAUGGUUUUGAAGUCAAAAUGAAGCAAAAGGUUUCUACAGAGUAUCCAUGUUUGUUCUUGAUCGGCAAGGAGGCAGAACUUGUUCAUAUUUUGCUUGGGUAUAGGGACGUGAUGUUUAACUUGAAGAAAAAGGGGAGAUUUAGACUCUUUCAGUCAUUUUCUAAACAACUUCUCUUAUGGCUGCGACAUGAUGCAUUGCUAAUAAAACCGUUUCUGCUUAGUGAUGAGAGGUUCCAAAUAAAGCAUACAUGGAGAACUAAGUUCAUACACUCCGUUUCAUCAAUUGGUGUUGGGCAUUAUGAAUAUUCUAUUUGGACACAGAGUGACAAAGGGACGCAGCUCUUUUACAGCAGGAGAUUGGUUGUUUACAAGCUUGGAAGUGAGGCCAAGAAUGUUGUAGAGGUGUCUCAACGUGUGUAUCAGCUUGUUAAACUGAAAUUUGCCAAAGACGAACGAAAGCUUGAAGUCAUACAGAGCCAAACCUUUGACCCUGGGAUUGGAAUUGAAUCACAAGAGCUACUUGAGAAUACCUAUUCGAACUGA
Messenger RNA from Arabidopsis thaliana (thale cress), 2464 nucleotides. RefSeq lists its product as uncharacterized. The transcript has a single exon. The record is from RefSeq and is marked reviewed. Lineage: Eukaryota; Viridiplantae; Streptophyta; Magnoliopsida; Brassicales; Brassicaceae. Bases 425 to 2464 code for a protein of 679 amino acids.